Mesorhabditis spiculigera is the source of this 2070-nucleotide messenger RNA. Lineage: Eukaryota; Metazoa; Nematoda; Chromadorea; Rhabditida; Rhabditidae. The record is from the annotation of a GenBank genome assembly.
AUGAACGCGUUAACAAAAGCCGUAGAAGUUUUGGCGACAGACAGUGAGGAAAAUUCUCAGCCUCUGACUGACUUCAUACGAUGGCUUGUGGUGAAGGACGGACUGCCGAAGAACAUGUUCGAGACGGUCAUCGACACCAUCGGCUUGAAUUUGGCUAAUACGAACAAACCGAUUGAUGGGUUCUUGAAAAAUCUUCUCUUCGAGCCUCAAGAGCAACUUUUGCCAAUUGUCGUCUCCGUUUUAUCUGGCCCUUGCCCGUCAAAGCCCACUGUUCUAUCCGCUAUAAAUGGAAACUAUUCUGAUUACCUUAUGGCGAUAAACGAGCAACUCAGCCUCGCUGCGGUGAUCGGCAGGCUGGGCGCUACAAUUCCUACGGCUCAUCUUGAGGCGAUAGCUGAACUCUCCAUCCGGCUGAUCACACUCGAUAAAUUUGAGCAACAGUUGGGCGGUAGUCCGCUGACGGACCGUAUAAUCGCGACGGCUCCCGACGACAUCUGGGCGAAGGUUGAGCCAAUCGUCCUCGCCGGAGAAAACAAGAUAAAGAUUUUGGAAGAUUUUUCACAUGCGAAUGACGAUCCUGCUAAGCUGAACACUGUCAUCCGUAUCUUGGCCAUGAUGGAGCCGGCGGAGAAAAAGAAGGUUUCUGGAAUUGUUGGAUUCUUUUACGUUCCCGAUUACGACAUUCCUGAGGAUUUACCCGAAGUCUCUCAAUUUCCGGUCGCGUGUGCCCUCCGAAACCUGCAGGUUAUAAAGACGCCACUGACCGAAGAUGAAAGGUGGCUGUUACGUUACCACCAGAAGCCGCCUCUUGAAUUUCUGGAAGCGCUGAACCGGGUCGUCGCAACUGGCUCUACCGAAUUUGAAUUGUUUAUCCCUAAGAAACCCCAAGAACGUCUCAGCAUCUGCGCUUUGAGGGCGGCACUUCGAAUCCUGACUUCGAAGAAGGAAUGCGAUUCGUCAGUGCUCGAUUUCGUCGUCUGUGGGCUGUUGACAACUUUCGAUCAUUGUGAUUCUGCACUGGCCAACAUCGAGGCGCUACGAGCUGCCAGCCAGCUGACGAUCACCAAUGUUUCCUUGGGCCUCCGCCUAUGGGUCGCUGCCGUCGAUUUUGCGAAGAACUCUGCCACUGAAGAUUUCAGAAAGGAAUGGCAAGAACUGUUCUACCCGACAAUCUCUGGCAUAAUUCUACGGUUCUUUGUCGAUUUGGUCGAUCCAGUGUUAGCCUCUCACUCGUUGCCGUCAUGCCUGGCACUGGAUGCCUGCGUGCGUAUCUUCCCGCUUUUCCCGACGCAUUCCGAGCGGGUCGUCUAUUGCGAUGGGAUGGUGCCGCUGAUCCUCCACGCUCUUCCGGUCGUCGUCUCGCUGGCUUCACAGCAAACUCCUCGGACCAACCCCGCCAGCUACUUCGCCACUGAGCCACCAAAAGAAGCGGCAGACACGAUUUGCCGUUUUGCCUGUUCGCUUCUCUAUCGAUUAGUAGAACAAGUGCCAGCCCUCGUCCGUAUGUGGUACAACAAGCUCGAUCGCGCCCCAUCAAUUUCCGUCAACAAGUUCUUCCGCGAAAACGUGUCGAAGUUGGGCAUCGACGCCGAGCUGACCAAGGUGCGCGAGGGUGUGCCGAGCAUCGACAAUACGGAGAAUACGCUCAAGAUACGAACGCUACCAGCAGCUGGCGAGGUGGUGACCGAGUAUACGGUAGAAGAGACGACGAUGCGGCUGGUCAUCGUCCUGCCGAGCGAUUGGCCCCUUCAUGUACCACAAGUUACCCUUGAUAAGUCGGUCGCCGCUUCUGAACGGACGAAAAAAUGGCUACUCCAGCUGACGACAUAUUUGUUCCAUCAAAAUGGGUCUAUGCUGGACGGGCUGGUGUCGUGGAAGAAACAAGUGGACAAGGAGGUGGCAGGGGCUGAGGCUUGUACCAUCUGCAUGAUGAGUGUCCACGCCUCUUCCCAUCAACUACCCAGGGUCAAGUGCAAGCAGUGCAAGAAUAAAUUCCACUCGAAUUGCUUGUUCAAAUGGUUCGAGUCGUCAAAUCAAUCGACAUGCCCACUUUGCCGAUCUACCUUCACA